UGUGGAUUCUGUCAUCUGUUUAUUAUUUCAAGAUGGCCGCAAACGUAGACUUUGGUGACUUAUCGAAGUCAAAAACAAAUCAAGCUAGUUGGGUGAAACUGAACGUUGGAGGAAAAAUUUUUCUCACGACAAAGACCACGCUCACGAAGGAACCAAACAAUUUCCUAUCUCGCCUUUGCAACGAGGAGGCUGAUUUACCGACUGAUCGAGAUGAAAGUGGUGCAUUUAUGAUUGACAGAGACCCCAAGUACUUUAGCCCAAUAUUAAAUUACCUAAGGCAUGGGAAAGUCAUCAUUGACAAUGACAUAUCUACUGAAGGUGUUCUAGAAGAGGCUGAAUUCUAUAACAUUCCAUCACUUGUAACCAUCUUGAAAGAAAAGAUCAAUGCAAAUGAUAAAAAGAAUCCCAAGGGACCGAUGAAACACAUUUACAGAGUGUUGCAGUGUCAGGAAGAGGAGUUGGCACACACCAUUUCAAAUAUGUCGGAUGGUUGGCGAUUUGAGCAGUUGUUGAACAUUGGUAGCAACUAUAACUACGGACCUGAGGAACACACAGAAUAUCUAUGUGUUGUAUCAAGAGAUGUUCAUGAUUUAUCGUCAACAACAACAGCUGAUAAACAGCCUUCAAAAGUUUUCCACUUGCGGGGCGGAAGGAACUGAGACAUAUAUUUGCACAUACAGUUUCUCACUCACAUUACGUAAUGUGAUUCAUGUACAAAAUGGAUUAUAACCAAUCAGCAGACUUGGUGAUGUCAAUGCCAAGGAGAACGAAACAAGUUUAAUAUGCUUGUUUUUUAAUCAUCAAAACAGAGUGCUAGUUAAUGUGGACUAUAUAGUACUGGAUCCCUUCACUAGGCUUAAAUAUGUCUAUCAAUUAGAAAUGACAUAUCAUUUAGAAUCCGUUAUCUGUAAGUAUCAAUAGCAAGAAACACGAUAUUUCUUUUGAUAAUACUACAAAACUACUUUUGUGGCAUAUUGAAUCUUGAAAGUUAGGUAAAAUCCAUAAUACACUGUGGAAAAAGUGGCAGUGAAGGAACAAUACAGUUUAGUAUUGAUUAACACAAGAUAUGCAUUCUUUGUUGCACCAUUUACAUGAAAUAAGGUGAUUUGUGUUGUUUUCAUUUUUGAAAGCGUAUGUUACGAAUUCUCGUUUGAUCGUAAAUGAAAUUUAUUUCUAUUGAUUCUAGAUCAUUUUGAUAGUUCAAGCUAAAUAUUGUGCUGUUACCUUUAAUUAUCACAUUUUAUGGCUCAAA
Rhopilema esculentum is the source of this 1252-nucleotide messenger RNA. Its product is annotated as BTB/POZ domain-containing protein KCTD5. Gene Ontology annotation, biological process: protein homooligomerization; proteasome-mediated ubiquitin-dependent protein catabolic process. Gene Ontology annotation, molecular function: cullin family protein binding. Gene Ontology annotation, cellular component: Cul3-RING ubiquitin ligase complex; cytoplasm. The record is from RefSeq and is a predicted model, not a curated record. NCBI's taxonomy places the organism in Eukaryota, Metazoa, Cnidaria, Scyphozoa, Rhizostomeae, Rhizostomatidae.